Messenger RNA from Salvia miltiorrhiza (redroot sage), 1180 nucleotides. Its product is annotated as transcription factor MYB8-like. The transcript has 3 exons. Lineage: Eukaryota; Viridiplantae; Streptophyta; Magnoliopsida; Lamiales; Lamiaceae. The coding region runs from base 91 to 984 and encodes 297 amino acids. The record is from RefSeq and is a predicted model, not a curated record.
UUCGUCCCAACAUAUUUAGACCCCAAUUAAUCAUCAAUAUAAUCAACAAAUAAAAGUCCAUAAAGAGAAUUAUAGUAAAAUUAGUAAUAUAUGGGGCACCAUUCUUGCUGCAACCAGCAGAAGGUAAAGAGGGGGCUGUGGUCUCCCGAGGAGGACGAGAAGCUCAUCAGAUACAUCACAACUCAUGGCUGUGGCUGCUGGAGCGAAGUGCCUCAGAAAGCAGGGCUUCAAAGAUGUGGCAAGAGCUGUCGUUUGAGAUGGAUAAAUUAUUUGAGGCCUGAUAUUCGAAGGGGGAGGUUUACGCCGGAAGAGGAAAAACUCAUUAUUAACCUUCAUGGGGCAGUAGGAAACAGAUGGGCUCAUAUAGCCAGCCAUUUGCCGGGAAGAACAGAUAACGAGAUAAAAAACUAUUGGAAUUCAUGGAUCAAGAAGAAGAUAAGAAAGCCAUCAACAACUUCAUCAAACAAUACCAAAAUAAACACUAAUCAAGAUUCUCACUUCACCUCUGCUCAAGACUUCUUCAACCGGAAUCUAUCUACCAAGUCGCCCGUUCAGGACACACUAUUCCCUCUAACGUUCAUGUUCGACAUCGGCCCGACGACAACGACAACGACGGAAGGCCUCGGCGUCACUGACAACACCAGAAUAGAUCACAUUAAUUUCCAUGAAAAUGCAGGAAUAUUAAUGAACCAAGAAACAUGGCAAAUGAACCAACACCAGCAUCAUCAAUCGGAAAUGCUCCAAUUCACACCGUUGAUGGAGAAUCUCGAGAAUAUUAUGCUGCCUAUAGAUGUGCAGAAUGGUGGGGGAGGGCAGAUCUCAGAGGCUGAUUGUUUGCAGCAGAGAAAUGAGAUGAAUGAAUGGAUUGAAGCGCAGAAUUCAUGUUCUAGUUAUUUUUUAUGGGAUCAAGCACAAGGAAAUGUUGGUGGGGAUGCUUCGUCAAAUAUGGCGACUUUGCUCUCUUCUUUUCCAUCAUCUCUCUGACUCUCAGGAUUAACCUAUAUAUGUAUAUGUGUAUGUGUGUGGUUGUCAUGAUAUUUAUAUUUUCUGGAUUUUUUUAGAGGAGUUAAGUUUCAUAAUUAUAGAGUGGUGAAACGUGAGAGUCUUUGGCGAUUAAUUUCUUGAAUAAUGUAAAGAAAACUCUGGACACGAAAUAAAAAUGUUGACAAAUUUUCCAUUA